This is a messenger RNA of Lytechinus pictus (painted urchin), 5946 nucleotides long. Its product is annotated as AKT-interacting protein-like. The transcript is spliced from 8 exons. The coding region runs from base 424 to 1173 and encodes 249 amino acids. The record is from RefSeq and is a predicted model, not a curated record. Lineage: Eukaryota; Metazoa; Echinodermata; Echinoidea; Temnopleuroida; Toxopneustidae.
GAUUCAAGAGCAAAAGAGGGAAGCCGAAAACAGAUGGCGCUCUUCAAUUUGGGAAAUUAAUUAUAGCUAGCUAUAUACGCUAUGCGCUAGUACUAGUACACGGUCCCAUUCGUACCCAUUAAUGUUAUCAAAUUUUGUAUGGGCGUAUGGAAUUAGUUCCCCGGACUUCGUAUGGAUAUUUCUCAUUUGGAAGCUGGACCUGGCCUAGACUCUGGCAUGCCUAGACUCUGAUCUCAUGUGAAGGAAAUUUCAAGAAUUAACGUUAGAUUGAACGAGUUAAAGCUACUUUUUCCUGGAAGGAGUGCUAGAAUGGGAUUCUGAUGUUCUGUGAUCAUCUACCUCAUCUCACUCUGAGUACUUCUUCUUUUGGUCUACCGGUAUAUCUGAAUGUGACAUACAUGAGAAAGUGAUACCAGUCUCAGAAUGACUUCAGAAGCCAACAAGGGCAAGGAGGGUGCUGGUGAUGCUGAUAAGCGGGGCUUGUCGAGACAGGGGAGCAAGAAACAGCUACCCCAGGUGCCUCCUCAGGAUGGAGCGAUGACCCCACCCAGACCAACCUCUGCUCUCCCACCCCAAGGACACAACAGUUCCAUGUCUGCAGCGUAUGGACAGUUCUUCUUAGAAUAUGCCUUGUUAGCAGAAUAUAACCAACUUCACAAACAGAAGUUACCGGGUGUAUAUGUCAUACCAUCGGCUAAAUCACCACUCCAUUGGUUUGGUGUGCUAUUCAUCAGACAAGGUCUCUACCAGGAAGGUGUCUUUAAGUUUGAUCUACUCAUUCCAGAAAAUUAUCCAGACGGUGAUUGCCCUAGAUUAAUAUUCCAUCCAGCAAUAUUCCAUCCCAUAAUAGACCCAAUUAGUGGAGAACUAGAUGUCAAGAGGGCCUUCACCAAGUGGAAGCGUAACGUCAACCAUCUUUGGCAAGUACUGCUGUAUGCCAGGCGGGUUUUCUACAAGAUAGACACCAAGUCACCGCUCAACCAGGAAGCCGCUACGUUAUAUGAAGAGGACACUGACAUGUUCAAGUCAAGAGUGUUUGACACGGUGGAGCUGAGCAAGAUGAAACGUUAUGACCCUCCGUACUCGGACGACCCUCACGCUAUCAAGUUCAGUCGCUGGGACGAGAGCAAGCAUGGAGAGACGUUACGCACCAUCACAACGCCCAAGGUAUAGGAACAUGGGAUUCCCCAAGAAGACGGUGUGAAUAAGAAUGCGCAGACCUCGGGUUUAUCGUGGGUUAAACCGGGAAAUAUUCAGAUAUUCAGCAAAGACUGAUCGUACUGUAACCAUCAAACCUUGAUAUGAUGCCAAUUUACAUGUAGUAUGUCAGUGAAAUCUCAAGUUCUUGGAUUUUUGUUGUUUUUAUUUUGGUAAAUUGCCAUUUGGUCUACUUCCGCUAUGUCUACAUCCUGUUUGGUCUAAUCCCACAUGGUCUAAUUGCCAUUUAGCCUAAUGAUAUUUUGUCUAAUUUACAGUUAAGCUUUACAAAUUUUGUCUAGCAUCCCUUAUUCCCUUUGGUCUAAUACCACUUAGUCUAUAUGGUUUGAUGGAACUGUUUUCAGGAACCAAAUUUUCAUUUGACAAAGUAAGAAAUGAUAACUAGAUCAAGUGGAAAUUUGGCCAACAUGGCAUUAGAUUUAAUUGAGAAUUAUGCUAAAUGGGUAUUAGAUCAGUGUAGUGUAGGUCAAACUUGAUGGGAUUGACCACAUAUAUUAACAUAAAAGGGAAUACUGUUUUGAGAGAAGCAGAGAGAAAUUAGAGGCAUAUUUGGUGAAGGUUUGAAAAUGACAUCCCAAUAAUUUAGAAUUUUGAAACUAUUUUCCUUUGGUUAGAGAUUUUGGAUACUAAUGAAUGAUUCGUGGGAAAGGCCUCACUUUGAACUCCUUGCUAGUUGUAUUUUUGUCGCACUUCGAUUGUUGAUUGCUGCAUUUAGAGUAUAAAAGAUUUUAGAAGAGAAUUAUAUUCAAUCUUUGUGCCUUUUGGUUGAGAAAUGAAUUCACCAAUGCUUGCCUAAUGUAUGAUAGAUUUGUUGCUGUGGUUAUGUAAAUGUACCCCUCUUUCUAAGUUUAUAAGCGUAGAUGCACACCUCUCUGUAUUUUGACUAGACACCAAUUACAGUCGCACUAGCACUUUAACAACUAAGAAAAGAUAUCUAUAACUCUAUGAAGGUCCUUCUAAUAGGCAAAUUGUCUGUGCUGCGUCUUUAAGCAGCAAUCUCGCUACCAGGGGGGGGGGGUACUCAAAUUAUAACAUGAUACCUAUGUGCCGCCCCAAAGUCGAAAAAAAAACGGCUCUUGGAUCUACGAUUGCUGAAAAUGCAAUGCUCCGGAACUGACUACAUAAAAAACGGGGGUCUCCGGAACUCAUUAGAUCGUAGACGUAAUUGGAAGCAGCUAUGGGAAAAAAUGCGCGCGUCUUGCUAGAUUCAUAUCGAGCUAGCGCUAGCUAUUUUCGGCGUGGGGAGCUUCGGGGACCCGACGCUAUGGCUCUGCGCUGUUUGAGCUCGCCCCUCCGACCGGCUGAGUAGUUCAUAAUUGGCGUGCAUUGAAACGAGAAAUCACAAAUUUGAGGGUCCCAGGAAUGGGAAAAAACGGCAAUUUCUAUGGCUUUCUAAAUUGGUGAUGCUCUGGUACAGAAAUUUAGGCUGGGGGGUCUCAACCAAGGCACAUACGUAUCAUACAUUUAUACUGAGUACCCGGUCCCGCUAUUAGGGCACUAUGCGUCUUUUCAUUGCAACAUUCCCAAUAACUUCGUCUCUGAUGAAAUAUGUGGAUCGGUAAUGAAAGGCCGCUUGCAGGAUUCCAGCGAAACAUAUGUGACUGACUUUUGAUGAGGUGCCUUAUGAUUUCUAGGAAUUCUUCAUUUACUGUUUUAUGAACCUCGGUCCGUAUGCUAAAAAUUACUUCUUAUGUAAUUAUACAUGUUGUAUUCUAAUUUCUAAUUGGCAUAGCAAUCAGGAAUGGGGAAGAAAUAGCCAUAAAGUAUUCAUUUGACAUCUCAGAACUUUGGACUCUAGAUUGUGCUAUGAUUGAAUCUUCUCAACUGUUAUAAUGUUGUUACAUAAUCGGGUCGUAGAUCAGUUGCAAGCUGUGCGGUGGCCAUUCACAGUGUGUAGGAAGAAGCCAUUGUGUACACACCUGUAUGCUGAUCCAUGGUCGCAGUUUUUUUUUAUAGCCAAACCAAUUUGCAAGUAUCCCUCCUAAAGCAUAUUGUCAAUUUGUACGUUUCAUAAUACCUGUGCGACCAAUGCUCAUUAUCAUGAGGCUUGUGGGUCUACCAAUUUUUUCCUUUUAAAGAAAUACAAAAAAGCUGCGAGUGGGGUUUAAAAAAAUGUUUGAAAUCUUCAACUGAUUGAUGAAUCCAUAUUGCAGGGAAGAUUUGAUAUUAAUCAGUAACUAAUAUUGAAAUCCCAGAAAAACCAGGGUUGGCAGGAGUGGGAAAUUCUGGUAAUAAGUACCAGCAAAUAACGGUGAGUACUGCCUCAAUAAUUUUUUAGGGGAAUGGGAAAUACUUAAACAUGCGGGGGAACGCAACAAAAUAUUCUUCCUGAAUAUUUUCCGGCAUUGCCCAGGUGUUUCUCAAGCAUAUUAUUAUAGCAUUUCCCUGUACAUCCUAUUAAAGUUCUUCCCAGCAUUUGCAAGUUUUUGCCCAGUAUUCCCCACCUUGGCAGGAAAUACCUUAAUUUCCAAGGAAAGUACCAGCCCCGAGGAAAACUGGAAUAUUUUAAUGAGGUUUGUAAUCACUUUGAAAGAGAAAUGUUCUCAACGAAACCAAUCUCUCAGGAUUAACGUGAAUGUGUGACAUCACAAGUUUGCAACUUGUGCGCAUUAUGAAACAUAAAUAUUCAUUGCAGGAGUAAUGAAAGAUCAAAUACAUCGAGUAAACACUUAUAAAUAGACUUGAUAUUUACAUUGUGCAAUUAUUGAUGUUCGAUCAAGGCCAGGUGUAGAUAUUAUCCCAGGUUAGAUACUAGCCCAAUCUCAAAUAAGUUUUGAAUAUUUUGUGGAUUCUCUUAUUUGUUGUAUUACACGGAAAUCAAUUGUUCAAUUGAUAUAGUGUUUGGCAUUUCGAGUUCUACAUUGUACUUAUUUUAUCAUUCAAAUGUGAAUUUUUAUGUUAGUAUUUAUGGAGGAUUCAAGCUAGAAAGUGAACAGAAAUAUCUGAAAUAUAAUAAAGCAAGUCUGUACUUUUGUAUCCCCCCAUUUCUUAUUUCCUUUAAAAUGAAUUGAAGUAAAAUUUGAUAGUUAAAAUGAACAAUGGGUCAUUGCUACUUUGUCUUCAGAUAAGCAAAUUAUUUGUAGCAUUGGAAUGGUGUAGAUAUGAUUGUGUGCUAUAUUUUUCUUUCCAAAAUUUAUACUCGUAUGGAUACUGUUUUAUCAUUAUGAACAGCCUUACACUGUAGAUAUCAUCUUGAUCUUGUUAAUUUAUUACAAUGUACCAAAUAUUUCGGAAUAAGAUCAUCAUUUAAAUGAACAAUUUGGGUAUAUAUUCAUGUGUACAUAUAUGUAUACAUGUAUAUGCAUACAAAUAUGAAACUAUAUAUUUUUUGCUUUCUGAGAUAUGGAAAUGUGUAUAUCUUGUUAUGAUGUACAUAAUUUUUCAAUACAUUUAAGAAAAGAGCUUUCUAAAUGUUCAUGUAAUUUUGUUGUUUAAAGAAAACUGCAUGUUAGGUAAAUGCAUUUUCCUGGAAACAGGCGAGGUCUUUGACGUAUUGAUGUAAAUAUAAAUUAGGUGUGGUUUGUUUGUAUCUUUUAAUACUCGCAUUGCAACUUUGUAUUGUCUGAAAUUGUAUGUUGUGUGUGCAUUAAUUUACAUGUAAUUCUCAUGAAUAUAGAGCAACUGGUUAUGGAGUGUACUUUGGUAGUAAUGUUGACUUAAGGAUUUCUAACAAAGAUAAUUCAUGUAGCAUCGCCCGACUACUUUUUGCUAUCUUUAUCAUCUUGUUGUAAUAUAUGCUAUUUGUUGAUGGAUUGUAACUCGUGCAUUGCAAAAUAGGUCCAAUGGAUAAUAGCACUAGAAGCUGUGGAUCUAGAUUAGGCCCAACUCUUAAUUACUGUCUCAAUAUAUGUCUCAAUAAAUAGAGUAACAUUCACGAAGCAAAAUGUUGAAAAUAUGAUCAAAAUCGGAUAACAAAUAACAAAUUUAUUGAAUUUUAAAUAUUUGCAUUAUUACAGUGUUCACAGUUCUAGGCAUGUCGUCAUGAAUAUUCAUUAGGUGGGCUGAUGAUGUCAUAUCCCACUUGUUUUUUUGUAUUUUAUUAUAUGAAAUUAGGUUUUAUUCAAAAAAAAUUCUACCAGGAACUAAAACAAUUGGAUUGACAACUGAUUAAGUGCAUUAGUUAUUUAUUGCCACAACUUAUUCCAUCAUAAUGGAGACAAAUCAUUUCCACAUGUAUGAAAUAAUGAAACAUUUAUGAUUUCAUGUAAUAACAUAUAAAGGAAAGUGGGGAUGUGACAUCAUCAGCCCACCUAAUGAAUAUUCAUGACGAUGUGCAUAUAACUGUUUUCACAAAAUAUUGAUAAACUUUAAAAUACAAUAACAUCGUUAUUUGUAAUCCGAUUUUGAUGAAAUUUUCAGCAUUUUUCUCUGUGAAUUUUACUCUAUUUAUUUAUAUAUAAAUAUUUUCAGCCCGGACCAUCCCUUUAAGUUUACAUCCUCAAGAUGUAACAUAGGAGUGCAGUUGGUUUUAGAGAUCUGAAUACAUGUACCCUAAGAGGAUACUUGUUAAAUGAAGACAAUGCAUAAAGUUCCAAUUGCUUAUUCCUCUCACACGCUUACAAAAUAUGAAUGUUAUUGUCAUUACAUGUAUUUGUAGACAAGCAUUUUCUGCAAAGAUUAUUUGAUGUGCAUAAUUAUUUUUAAUACAUCAUCAAUUGAAUUGAAUAUAUUGUAUAUUAUUUUUGUGUGCAAUGUUUCAUGGAGUCAAUAAAUAUUUAAGAAAUGAAA